Molecule: messenger RNA, 3635 nt
Organism: Neofelis nebulosa (Clouded leopard)
Lineage: Eukaryota; Metazoa; Chordata; Mammalia; Carnivora; Felidae
Gene: CEACAM16
Product: CEA cell adhesion molecule 16, tectorial membrane component
Exons: 8
Coding region: 383-2134 (583 amino acids)
Source: RefSeq, a predicted model, not a curated record
CAAAGGGCAGGAGGGGUGCCUGGACCAGGGCAGGGGCCACAGGGAGGGAGAGAAAGGCACACAUGGGAGAGAGAUUUAAGAGGCAGGGGCCACAGGAUGUGGCGUGCUGGUGGGGAAGCGUCGGGGACAGAGGCCUGGGUCUCUCUGUCCCAGUGACGGGUGGACAGUGUCACCAACCCCUUUGAUAAGAGGACGAGGAGCAGAAGCAGGCCUGAUGCCAAGGUCGGUCUGGGACAAGAGCCCCGCCCUGCAAGGGUAGCUCAGGACACGGUGCCCGAGGAGCAAACUGGGACAGCUGAGCCACAGGGACGGCCCCCUGCCCGGAGGCAGGCCCCUGGGGCCCGAGAAGGGCCGGGGACCCAGAAGCCAUCGAGAGCAGCUCAUGGAGACUCGGCAAGGGACUGCCUCCGGCCCCACUUCGGGGAAGUGCAGAGCCAGGGUCAAAACAGGGCCCUCUCUGGCCCCAGAGGCUCCGCAGACACAUCGGACAGACACGGGAAAGAAGGCCUCAGAAGGAAAGACAGAAUGCGCGCUUCUCACCCUGUGCAGGAAGCCAGUCGGCAGCACGGCCCCAAAGAAAGCACGUGAUCUCCCCCGGCUCCAAAUCACCGAACCCUCCCAGGUCCCGCGCCAGACGGAGCCAGGUCCCAACCAGGAAGGGCCUCGGAGCAUCGGGACGCCAACACUGCCGUCUUCGAGUCCGGGUUGGGGGCGAAAGAUGGCGCUGACGGGGUGCAGCUGGCUCUUCCUCAGCGCCGCCUUCCUGAGCGCGGGGGCCGAAAUCUCUAUCACCCCCGAGCCUGCCCAGCCAGCCGAGGGGGACAACGUCACACUGACCGUCCACGGGCUUUCGGGGGAAGUGCUUGCCUACAACUGGUACGCGGGGCCCACGCUCAGCCUGACGUACCUGGUGGCCAGCUACAUCGUGAGCACGGGCGACGAGACCCCUGGCCCGGCCCACACGGGACGGGAGGCUGUGCGCCCCGACGGCGGCCUGGACAUCCGGGGCGCCCUGCCCGGGCACUCGGGCACCUACAUCCUGCAGACCCUCAACAGGCAGCUCCAGACGGACGUGGGCUACGGACACGUGCAGGUCUAUGAGAUCCUGGCCCAGCCUGUGGUCACGGCCAACAACACGGCACUGGUCGAGCGCCGAGACACCCUGCGCCUGGCGUGCAGCAGCCCCAGCCCCGCUGACGUCCGCUGGUUCUUCAACGGCGAAGCCCUGCCCAUCGCCAUCCGCCUCGGCCAGUCCCCCGAUGGCCGGGUACUGACCCGGCAUGGCGUCCGCAGAGAGGAGGCGGGAGCCUACCAGUGUGAGGUCUGGAACCCGGUCAGUGUCAGCCGCAGCGAGCCCGUCAACCUGACCGUGUACUAUGGCCCAGAACGCGUGGCCAUCCUCCAAGAUUCCACCACCCGCACGGGCUGUACCAUCAAACUGGACUUCAACACGUCCCUCACCCUGUGGUGCGUGUCCCAGUCCUGCCCAGAGCCCGAGUAUGUGUGGGCCUUCAACGGGCGGGCCCUCAAGAACGGGCGAGACCACCUCAACAUCACUAGCAUGACAGCGGCCCAGGAGGGCACGUACACGUGUAUUGCUAAGAACCCCAAGACCCUGCUUUCCGGAUCCGCCUCGGUGGUGGUCAAGCUCUCCGCGGCAGCGGUCGUCAUGACGAUUGUGCCCGUGCCCACCAGGCCGAUGGAGGGCCAGGAUGUGACGCUGACCGUCCAGGGCUACCCCAAGGACCUGCUGGUCUAUGCCUGGUACCGCGGGCCUGCCUCGGAGCCCGGCCGGCUGCUCAGCCAACUGCCGUCAGGCAACUGGAUCGCAGGCCCCGCGCACACAGGCCGGGAGGUGGGCUUCGCAAACUGCUCGCUGCUGGUGCAGAAGCUGAACCUCACGGAUGCCGGCCGCUACACCCUCAAGACCGUCACGUUGCAGGGCAAGACCGAGAGCCUGGAAGUGGAGCUGCAGGUGGCCCGUGAGUGUGUCGGGGGCAGAGGGUGUAUCUUUUCAGACAGACGCUCCCAAAGCGGUGCUUUGUCUCCUCCAGAGGGGGGAGGGAAGCACGGACGAAGGGUGGAUCUGCGUCCCCAACAGACUGAAAGAAGGGGCUCCCUCUCCUCCCUCUGACUUGGGGAUCUCCAAAUGGAGUUUUUGGCCUCUUCUGUCAAACCGACAGCCUAGACUAGGGGUAGAUAGGCCUCCUGCAUCGAACUGAAGGCUACCAAAGGGGGAUUCCACGCCUCCUCUCUCAUAUAAGAAGUACACCAGACUGAAGGUCUCAAGAAAGGAGGCACAGUCUGAGCGUAGGGCACCCUUUUUCCUGCAGGUGGGUAGAUCUAUUGCCUCCGCUACUUUAUUGGGAAAGUGGGUUAAUGAUGGGAGUGUACGUCCCCCAUCAGACUGGAUGUAUAGUACGAGGGUGGAUCGUAACUCCCUCUUUAGACUGGGAGAUCCUAGACAGUUGGCGUCAUGUCUCGGCCUUUGCAUUAGGGUAAGAGUGAGGACAGAAUUUCUACCAUCAGAGGGGGACAUUGUUCUCUCAAAGUGAAAUAGGAAAAAUCUCCUCCGUUAGGAUAGAGGCUUCUAGGUGAUGGGAAUUUUGUCUCCUCCCUCAGACUGGGAAUUCCCAGUGGUCAGGAGCCAUGUCUCUUCCAUCAGUCCGGGAAUUCCCAGAUGUUGAAGACCAUGUCUUGCCCAUCAUAGUAGGGACUCCCAGAGUCAGGGACCAUGUCUCCUCCAUCAGACUGGGAGCUCCCAGAAACAGGGACCAGGUCUCCUCCAUCAGACUGGAAGUUCUUGGAGUCAAUGAACCAUGUCUCCCACAUCAGACUCGGAGCUCCCAGGGUUAAAGACCAUGUCUCCUCCAUCAGACUGGGAGCUCCCAGAAACAGGGACCAGGUCUCCUCCAUCAGACUGGUAGUUCUCGGAGCCAAUGAACCAUGUCUCCCACAUCAGACUGGGAGCUCCCAGAGUUAAAGACCAUGUCUCCUCCAUCAGACUGGGAGCUCCCAGAGUUAGGGACCAUGUCUCCUCCAUCAGACUGGGGGCUCCCAGAGCCAAGGACCAUGUCUCCUCCAUCAGACUGGGAGCUCCCAGAGGCAGGGACCGUAUCUCCUCCAUCAGACUGGGAGCUCCCAGAGGCAGGGACCGUAUCUCCUCCAUCAGACUGGGAGCUCCCAGAGUCAGGGACCAGGACCAUCCCCAUCAGACUAGACAUCCCCAGAGGUCCAAGAGGCCAUGUCCCUGAGGCAGGCUUCAUCCCAUUAGACCAGGAGCUCUCAGACACUGGGAACUUGGUCAUUCUCCAGUCUGGAGCCUCCUCUUCCCCAUCAGACCAGGCAUUUUUGGAAGCCCUGAGUCAGGGAUGGCAUCUCCCAGCUCAGAUGUGAACUUUCUGGGGUCAGGAAAUCAGUCACUGCCAGGCACCGCUUCCUUCAUCAACCCCUGGUCCUGGGUCAGUGCUGGAGGUAGAAUGCUCUUCGAUGGCAGCAGGCCACCCCCCCCAACCCAUGAAGCCUCGGAAAUCCUUUUCACCCUGUCUCUCUUCUCACAGUCAACCUCCCUCCCCUGCAUGAGGACCAACGCCACCUUCCUGAACCUGAACCUGGCACAGGCUGAGCGUGGGGAG